This is a messenger RNA of Contarinia nasturtii (swede midge), 1139 nucleotides long. RefSeq names its product nuclear receptor-binding factor 2-like. The transcript is spliced from 2 exons. The coding region runs from base 147 to 959 and encodes 270 amino acids. Gene Ontology annotation, biological process: autophagy. The record is from RefSeq and is a predicted model, not a curated record. NCBI's taxonomy places the organism in Eukaryota, Metazoa, Arthropoda, Insecta, Diptera, Cecidomyiidae.
UUUAUUUUAAUGAUACAGAAAGAAAAACAAUUACGAAUAGCAAGUCAUACAAUAAAUGCACAAACAAAGAACAGUAAUAAUAUUUUUGCAACAAGUUUGAACAUCCGACACUUUUUUAAUUUACAAAACUUUGAAAGAUCUCAAUAAUGGAAAACGCACCAUUGAAUAAAGCUCAUUAUCAUGGCCGUCAGGCAGACAGCCAUUUGCGGCAUUUACGUUUCGAUGAAGCCAUUGAGAGCCAUCAAAAAGCCAUCAUUGCAUUGGAAGACACUCUGAAAGUCGCAUCAAAUCAAAAAGUUGUAGAAUCACUCAUAAAGCAACGCGAUCAGCAGCAAAAAGGUAUUGACUUGGUGAUUUUAAAAAAAUCACAGUUCGAAAAAUAUAAGGAAGCAGUAAGAGAGGAGCGAAUGAAAAAUCGUCCAGUCUCUUUGGAACAAAAAGUCGAUGCAAUACGGUUCGAAAGCAUUUGUGAUACACAAAUGUCUAUUUUUAAGACUUUGAAGGAACAAGAUUCAUUGCUUGAAUUAUUGAAUAUCAAAUGCAAUAGUUCAUCGAAUGAUGAGGGUGAAGUAGCAUUGGAGAGACCAAAAUUGUCAACCGAAAAUGCAAAAGAGACAAAGCCACAAAAUCCAAUUAUUGGAGACAUAAUAAGCACUAACCACCAGUUGCAUAUUCUCGUAUUCAAUCUCGUGUCACAAGUUGAUGAAUCGUCUAAUGAAUUAGAAAACUUACGUAAGCGUGUCAAGAAAUUGGAACAAGAAGGAAAAACAUCACAAGGAAGUAACAAAUCAUCAUCUGAUUCGAAAAGCAAAUCUGACGAAUCGCCAACUUCAUCCGUCAAGGAGAACCGACGAGAUUUCACCAUCGAUGAAGAAAGGGAUAAUGAUCUGCCUGAAUCAAGUGAACUACCACCAUUGGAUCUUCCUGUAUUUGAUUAUAACUUCUUGAACAACACAUAAAUACAAUACGAGAAAUUAUAAUUAUUAGAAUCUUCUGAAAAUUGGAUCUUAUUAUAAAUGAUGUGAUUUUUUUUACAUCUGAAAAAAGGCCAAAGUUAAGCCACUUUUUCAUUUCAAUCGAAUUAAAUCUCUAGAAUAAACACAAGCAAACAAAACAAAAUUAUCUUUAUAUAAAAACAA